UCUCUUUUUUUGCUCCAAGCAAAGCUUCUCCCAUUCGAGCUUCAUCAUGUUUGCCAAGUUGUCGGUUGUCGUUGGCCUCGCUGCCCUGAUCAAUGCUGCUCCUGCUCCCGUCAAGCAUGUUCUCCAUGAGGCGAGAGAUGUUGCGAGCAGAGAUUGGGUGAAGGGUGCUCGCAUUGAGAAGGAUGCCAUCAUUCCUAUGCGAAUUGGUCUGACGCAGACAAAUCUUGAGAAGGGAUAUGAUUAUCUCAUGGAGGUCUCUCAUCCCGACUCUGAGAACUACGGCAAGCAUUGGACCGCCGAGCAAGUUCAUGAUGCCUUUGCUCCAGAAGAAGAGACAGUUGCCAAUAUCAAGGAAUGGCUCACUGACUUUGGCAUUCAUGGUGGUCGCAUUGUCCACUCUGAGAACAAAGGAUGGAUCGCCGUGGAUGUGACGGUUGAGGAAGCCGAGUCACUGCUGUUGACUGAAUUCCACGAGCAUGAACACAAGCUUACUUCCAAGAUUCGAGUUGGCUGUGACAAAUACCAUGUUCCAGAGCAUCUCCAAUCUCACAUCGACUACAUCACUCCUGGUAUCAAGCUCAUCCCUGUUAAGAAGCGUACCAUCAAGCGUGAGGUCAAGGCCAAGCGAGAGAGCCACGCUGUGAAGGCCCCUAUUCACGUGGAUGCUUCAGCAGACACAACCAUCUCCGUCGCUGCAGCAGCUCUUCCACCUUCGCUCCAGAACUGCAGUACCGCCAUGACACCAACUUGUAUCCAGGCCCUUUAUGGUAUUCCCAGCACCAAUGCAGCUGUUGAAGGCAACUCUCUCGGACUCUACCAGCAAGGAUCCUACUUCUCGGAGUCGGACGUGAAUUUGUUCUUCGCAAACUGGGCUUCAUACAUCCCUCAGAAUACUUUCCCAAUCAAUGCCUCGAUUGAUGGUGGGUCCUAUUCCGUGCCUGCCGACAGCCCCUUGAACUCAGGGGAAGCCGACAUUGAUAUUGAGAUGUCCACCUCUCUCAUCUAUCCUCAAACAGUUGUUCUAUAUCAGACAGAUGACGAUAUCUACGAGCCACAGGAAGUUGCUACAACCAACCUUUUCAACACCUUCCUCGACGCACUCGACGGAUCUUACUGCACAUAUACCGCAGAUGGAGAGACUGGAGACGACCCAGCCAUCGAUCCCCUCUACCCCGAUCCAGCACCUGGUGGUUAUAAGGGAACACUUGAGUGUGGUAUCUACAAGCCUACCAAUGUCAUCUCCGCCUCCUAUGGCCAAGCAGAGGCUGAUCUUCCAUCUCCAUACGUACUCCGUCAAUGCAAUGAGUUUAUGAAGCUUGGUCUCCAAGGCCACUCCAUUCUGUUCGCUUCCGGAGAUUAUGGUGUCACCUCCUUCCCAGGAGAUGGCUCCGCAUCUGGAUGUCUCGGCCCCGACCAACUCAUCUUCAACCCACAAUACCCAUCGGGCUGCCCCUAUGUCACCUCAGUUGGUGGUUCCCAACUUGCCCCCAACGGCACCGUCUACGACCCGGAAGUCGUGAUGGCAGAUAACCUUGGAGGAACCGCCGUCAACUUCUCUUCCUCUGGUGGUUUCUCCAAUUACUUCGCUCGUCCAACUUACCAAGAUGGUCACGUCGAGACCUAUUUCCACCGCGCUCAUAUCACUUAUCCAUAUUACUCCGAACUCGACGUCAAUGUCAACACCACGACUGGAAUCUACAACAGAAUUGGCCGUGCUUACCCAGACGUAUCUGCCAACGGAGCACACUUCCCAGCUUACAUCGACGGUGAACUCUUCCACUUCUACGGCUCCAGUCUCGCCUCACCACUCUUCGCCUCAGUCAUCACUCUCCUCAACCAAGAGCGAGCCACAGCCGGCAAGGGCCCCAUUGGGUUCAUCAACCCAACCUUAUACCGCAACGACGAUGUCUUGAAUGAUAUCACUGCGGGUACGAAUUUUGGCUGCGGUACGCAAGGUUUCCAUGCCGUGGAAGGAUGGGAUCCUGCUACUGGACUGGGAACGCCAAAUUAUCCUAAGAUGAAGGCGUUGUUCUUAUCUCUUCCGUAAAUAUCGAAGAUAGAUGAAAUUCGUUGGAGGUGUACAUAAAUACAUACAAACAUAGCUCACGUAAUGAUUGCAAAAUGUUUGC
Mollisia scopiformis is the source of this 2129-nucleotide messenger RNA. RefSeq names its product subtilisin-like protein. Lineage: Eukaryota; Fungi; Ascomycota; Leotiomycetes; Helotiales; Mollisiaceae. The record is from RefSeq and is a predicted model, not a curated record. Gene Ontology annotation, biological process: proteolysis. Gene Ontology annotation, molecular function: tripeptidyl-peptidase activity; serine-type endopeptidase activity. Bases 47 to 2047 code for a protein of 666 amino acids. The transcript is spliced from 5 exons.